CUAGAGGUCAGUGAGUGUAUAUGUUUGUGUGCUUGUGUAACUUACAAAACAUCUUCCGGGACUCAAAGUAACAUCUGUAGCAUUCGUUAUCACUUCACAACCAGGCAUCAUGUCUUCGGUUCAGAUGUCGGACGGUUCAUUUCGGGUGGAUAUCUGCGGAGAUCAGACGCUGUUUUACCGUCAGGCUCUUCCGUCCGGUGGUACCGGAAAGCUCUCGGUUCUGCUGCUGCACGGGAUCCGGUUCUCCUCCAGGAACUGGUUGGAAAUCGGAACUCUGGAGAGUCUCGCGGCCGCGGGUCACCGAGCCGUCGCUAUUGAUCUGCCAGGUUUGGGUCAGUCUCAGACAGCGGUGGCUCCGGCCGCAGUAGGUGAACCCGCCCCGGGUGAGUUUCUGCGACAGGUGUGUGAAGCUCUUCAUAUGGAUCCUGUAGUGAUCAUCAGUCCCUCUCUGAGCGGCAUGUACUCGCUGCCGUUCCUCUUUCAACACUCUGAACGGGUGAAAGCCUACAUACCUGUGGCUCCCAUCUGCACAGAGAAAUUCACAGCAGAACAAUACAGCAACAUCCAGACACCAACUCUUAUUGUCUACGGAGAUCAGGACAGUCAGCUUGGGGAAGUAUCGCUACGCAACCUGAGCAAUCUACCCAAUCACAAAGUGGUGGUGAUGAAGGGGGCGGGGCAUCCUUGUUACCUUGACGAUCCAAAGACGUGGCAUAAGGCAGUCCUGGAGUUCUUGCAAUCGUUGUCGUGAUUUAAACACAAGUGUGCUCAUCUCUUAAUCAAGGCUCACAUUACAGGAUUAUUGGCCCAAAUUUUCCCCUCCGAAGAUUCAGAUAGAAAAUCCAGGACCUCGAUCAGUUUGAAUGUUCGGCUUAGAUCAAAUCUUGCGCUGGGACGAUAAUCUUAAUAAUAUCCUGUAGUAUGAGCCUGGCCUUAAUCGAGCAAUUGAAACUUGAUUUAUAUGAAUUUUUUACGUCAAUUUGCUGCUUAAGAAAGAUUACAAAAAUGUAAACUCAAGAAUAUGAUUUCAUGUUGAUAUAAUAACUUUAUAAGGUGCUUUGGUCAGAAUUAAAAUGACAUUGGUUAUUGACAUUAAUAUUUUUAGGGGGAAUGCAACUACAUUUAAUGUUAUUUUGGGUAGUCUUGCUUUCUAAAACACAUUAAUUCCCCCCAAAAUGAACUACAUUAUAUUGUCAUAUUUACUUUUAUUGUGUUCAGCAGUGUUGAUUAUUGUUUUGUUUAAUGUAAAACUACAAAUACAUUUAGCAGUGGCGGCCCAUGACUUCUUUUUUCGAGGGCGCUCGAUGCGAAGUUCGUCACAACAUGUAUGUAGCCCAUCAUGUGUUCAAAAUGCAUCGAGUGAUCCUAUGUGCAUCAUGUGUCUUGUCAAAAAUACUCGCAUAAUGUCAUGCAUAAUCAGAGUUUAGUGUUAAGGGAGUGUCUUGCGUGUAUUUUGUGAACGUGAGGGUCUCUUUAAUCAUAAACGGGUUUGACGCGUGUGCAGCAGGCACUUAUUUUGAAAAAACACAGGCACAUGGUUCACAUGACGCAACAAACACAUAUUUUGAAAACACGCGUGACACUCUGAACACAUAUUUUGAAUUUGCGCCCCUCGGAUGAGCAGUCACGAGCCGCCACUGACAUUUAUGCAUUUUUAUGCUUUAGGCAAGUCGCCUUUGCCAAGAAAUCAUUUCAUAAUAAAUAUAUGAAUUAUUUGCA
Messenger RNA from Misgurnus anguillicaudatus (oriental weatherfish), 1719 nucleotides. It is a transcript of the gene abhd14b, whose product is annotated as abhydrolase domain containing 14B. Gene Ontology annotation, cellular component: cytoplasm. Gene Ontology annotation, molecular function: hydrolase activity. Gene Ontology annotation, biological process: positive regulation of transcription by RNA polymerase II. Lineage: Eukaryota; Metazoa; Chordata; Actinopteri; Cypriniformes; Cobitidae. The record is from RefSeq and is a predicted model, not a curated record.